AUGUCCAACAGCAGCUCUCUCAAUGAGUUCCUCCUCCUGGUGUUUGCAGACACCCGGGAGCUGCAGCUCUUACACUUCUCCUUCUUCCUGGGCAUCUACCUGGCUGCCCUCCUGGGCAACGGCCUCAUCAUCACAGCUGUAGCCUGUGACCACCACCUCCACACCCCCAUGUACUUCUUCCUCCUCAACCUCUCCCUCCUUGACCUUGGCUCCAUCUCCAUCACUGUCCCCAAAUCCAUGGCUAAUUCUCUCUGGAAUGCCAGGUCCAUUUCCUACUUGGGAUGUGCUGCUCAAGUCUUCCUUUUUACUUCUCUGGUUGGAGCUGAGUGUUCUCUUCUCACAGUUAUGGCCUAUGACCGCUUUGUUGCCAUCUGCAAACCCCUGCACUACAGGACCCUCAUGGACAGCAGAUCCUGUGUCAAAAUGGCAGCAGCUGCCUGGGCAGCAGGUUUUCUCAAUGCUCUCCUGCACACUGGAAACACGUUUUCACUACCUCUCUGCCAAGGCAACACAGUGGACCAGUUCUUCUGUGAAAUCCCCCAGAUCCUCAAGCUCUCCUGCUCUGACCUCUACCUCAGGAAAUUUGGCCUUACAGUGGUUACUGUCUGUUUAAUAUUUGGGUGUUUUGUUUUCAUCGUUCUGUCCUAUGUGCAGAUCUUCAGUGCUGUGCUGAGGAUCCCCUCUGAGCAUGGCCGGCACAAAGCUUUUUCCGUGUGCCUCCCGCACCUGGCUGUGGUAGCUCUGUAUAUCAGCACUGGCUCAUUUGCCUACCUGAAGGCCUCCUCCAUUUCCUUUCCAGCUCUGGAUCUAGUGUUGGCUGGUCUGUACGCGGUGGUGCCACCAGCCAUGAACCCCCUCAUCUACAGCAUGAGGAACAAGGAGCUCCAGGAAUCACUGAAAAGACUGAUUCAGCUGGAACUAGCUCAGCAGCAAUGA
Molecule: messenger RNA, 936 nt
Organism: Rhea pennata
Lineage: Eukaryota; Metazoa; Chordata; Aves; Rheiformes; Rheidae
Product: olfactory receptor 14A16-like
Exons: 1
Coding region: 1-936 (311 amino acids)
Biological process (GO): G protein-coupled receptor signaling pathway
Cellular component (GO): membrane
Molecular function (GO): olfactory receptor activity; odorant binding; G protein-coupled receptor activity
Source: RefSeq, a predicted model, not a curated record